AAUUUCAAACCUUCCUUCCUUCUUCUUCUUCUUACUCCUCUUCCUGUGGCUGCAACUUGGCCACACCUGCAUCUCUGGUUCUGUUUCCAUAGUAGCUUUGGUGGGCCGUGCCUCACUCAUUGAGAUACUUCUGAUAUAUACUGGUCUAAUUAAGGAGGAGAGUUGUUUAUUAUGACCAUGAAGAACCCGCAGUCAUCCCUGCCCCCCGGUUUUAGGUUCCACCCGACCGACGAAGAGCUAAUCCUCCAUUACCUCCAGAAGAAGGUGUCCUCGAUCCCCCUCCCCGUCUCUAUCAUCGCGGAAGUCGAUAUCUACAAGUUUGAUCCAUGGGAGUUGCCAGAUAAGGCGGCGUUUGGUGAGAAAGAGUGGUACUUCUUCAGUCCUAGGGACCGGAAGUACCCGAAUGGCGCCAGGCCGAACAGGGCAGCCGCCUCCGGGUACUGGAAGGCGACUGGCACGGACAAGGUCAUAAUGACCUCGGCGUCGAGGGGAGCCCAAAAUGAGAACAUCGGCGUCAAGAAGGCCCUGGUCUUCUACAGAGGAAGGCCUCCUAAGGGAACCAAGACUAACUGGAUCAUGCACGAGUACCGGCUCACGGAAUCUCCGUGCACCCUCACCCCGACCAACAGGCCCACGAGGCUCAAGGAUUCUUCGAUGAGGCUCGAUGAUUGGGUGCUCUGCCGGAUCUACAAGAAGCUGAACGCGCUGUCUCCUGCAGCAGCUGUACCAACGAUCAAUCUAGAUCAAGAAGAAGAAGAGUGUCUCAUCAGUGCUCAAGAUACCAAGUUACCGGGCCUGACUGGUGUCCCGAGCAAUAGUACCGGCAACACCCUCAUGUCCCAGAAGUCAUCAUCUUUCUCGAACUUGUUAGAUGCGAUGGACUACGCGAUGCUGAGCAGCUUCUUGUCCGAUAGCAGCACCCAGCUCAACAGCCUGUCCUGUCUUGAGCCGUCCGAUUCGACCCUCACCCACGUGGUUGCUCCCAACACGGACCGCGAGCAUCACAUGGUCCCUGCUAUAAGCCCAUCAGGCCCGGUGAUCCAGAAUGCACUGAAGAGGCAGCGUGCUGGCAUCGAGGCUGAAAUGUCCCACCCCUCGAAGAAAUUCCCUGGCCCGACCUGCAGCUUCCUGACCAGCGGAGCUGCUGGCACCCAGUUUGACGUCCCGGGACAGUACAACUACAUGUUCAACACCCACUCGUAUCUGAACCAACAGCUGCUUCUCAGCCCGAAUGUCCCAUUCCUAGGAUGAACAUGCCCAGGGGCCAACAAUUUGGAGAGAACGAGGAAAUGAAUUAGGACUAGAAGAAUUAUAUUGGGAGCGAAAAAAAUUAAAAUUUAAAAAUUAAAAUUAAGAAAUCGGUCGAUCGAUAUAAGUUGAAAAUAUGUACAGGGGAGUUUGCAUGCAUAUGAUUGAAUUUUUCCUUCCCUUAGGAAGUGGAAAUUGAUUGGUGGUAGGUUUUAUUAUUAUGGAAAUUUUCCAAUGUAGACCCCAAUUUCAAGUCAAUGAACUUAGAACCAAAUCAAAUGCAGUUGGAACAUUUAAUCGAA
Punica granatum (pomegranate) is the source of this 1550-nucleotide messenger RNA. The record is from RefSeq and is a predicted model, not a curated record. Lineage: Eukaryota; Viridiplantae; Streptophyta; Magnoliopsida; Myrtales; Lythraceae.